This is a messenger RNA of Crotalus tigris (Tiger rattlesnake), 3021 nucleotides long. It is a transcript of the gene AADAT, whose product is annotated as aminoadipate aminotransferase. The record is from RefSeq and is a predicted model, not a curated record. Gene Ontology annotation, biological process: biosynthetic process. The transcript is spliced from 15 exons. The coding region runs from base 455 to 1732 and encodes 425 amino acids. Gene Ontology annotation, molecular function: L-kynurenine:2-oxoglutarate transaminase activity; pyridoxal phosphate binding. Lineage: Eukaryota; Metazoa; Chordata; Lepidosauria; Squamata; Viperidae.
AGCACUUCAGCGAGAAAAGAAGGCUGGCUGCAAGCCUAAAACGGAUUCCCGAGUUCCGGGAGGCCUGAGAAGGUAGCGGAGUCAUAAAAGUUGAGCAGAGAACCGUUUCUGCAGUCCAGAAUCUGAGAAUUGGCUCGCAUCAGCGGUAUUAGGGAAGGUUCGGGUUGUUUCAGGGGCUCGUUCUGAGCAGCAGCAACAACAAAACCCAGGCCACGCAGUCACCGCGUUUCGUUAGAACCACCUUUCGCUGCUGGACGGCCAUAACGCUUGACAGCUGACGGCACCCUCGGAAAGAAAAGGCAGCCUUAUAAUUCCAAGCUGAAAAGGACAGUAACUAGUUAGUGCUUCUGUUCAAGUGUUCAUAAUAAGAACAGAAAAUGGAAAAGGUGAACACAGAGUCAUAUUUAUAUCCAGUUUAUUUUGAAGAUUGACUUCACAACUUGCUGCAUUAAGCAUGAAUUACUCACGUUUCAUUACUGCAGUAAGUGCAGCAAGACAAGCAUCUCCAAUAAGAGUUCUCACUGAAUUGAUGCAGCAAUCUCCCCCAUCAUUAAUUUCUCUGGCUGGAGGAGCACCAAAUUCCAACAUGUUUCCUUUCAGAACUGCUACCAUUAUCAUUAAAGAUGAAACAAGAGUUGAAAUCAAGGAAGAGCUGAUGAAGAGAGCUCUCCAGUAUUCUGCUUCAGCAGGCAUUCCAGAACUGUUGUCCUGGUUGAAGGAUUUGCAGAAGACUGUCCAUAACCCUCCAACAGUUGACUACAGUCCUCAGGAAGGACAAAUGGAAAUGUGUAUCACUACUGGAAGCCAAGAAGGGCUAUGUAAAGUGUUUGAAAUGCUUAUUAAUCCUGGAGAUAACAUUCUUUUGGAUGCCCCCACUUAUCCUGGGACGAUAGCUGCUCUUAGACCGCUGGGUUGUAACAUCAUCAAUGUGCCCAGUGACCAGCAUGGUAUGAUUCCAAAAGCUUUGAAAGAAGUUCUUUCCAGGUGGAAUCCAGAAGAUGUAAAAAAGCUCAGGAAUGAUACCCCAAAAUUUCUAUACACAAUUCCUAAUGGUGGCAAUCCAACAGGAGCCUCACUGACAACAGAACGCAAGAAAGAGAUCUAUCAGCUUGCAAGACAAUACGAUUUCCUUAUAAUAGAAGAUGAUCCAUAUUAUUUCCUUCAAUUUAACAAGCCUUGGGCACCAACCUUUCUUUCAAUGGACAUUGAUGGGCGAGUUAUCAGGACUGACUCCUUUUCUAAGAUCCUCUCAUCUGGGCUAAGAAUUGGAUUUCUAACUGGUCCUAAGCCAUUAAUUGAUAGAGUUAUUCUACAUAUACAGGUUUCUACAAUGCACACCAGUACCUUCACCCAGAUUAUGAUAGCCCAGCUUCUUCAACAAUGGGGACUGAAAGGUUUCCUGGACCAUGUAGAGAGUGUGGUGGAUUUUUACAAAAAACGGCGAGAUGUGAUGCUUAAUGCAGCAGAUAAAUGGCUAAAAGGUCUGGCAGACUGGCAUAUCCCUGCUGCUGGAAUGUUUCUAUGGAUUAAGAUUAAGGGAGUUCCUGAUACCCAAGAACUGAUCAUGAAAAAAGCUUUGGAGAAACAAGUGUUGCUUGUCCCUGGAUGUUCAUUUAACAUUAACAGUUCUGAUCCCAGCUCUCAUGUCAGAGCCUCCUUCUCUCUCUCUUCUCCAAGUCAGAUUGAUCAGGGUUUCCAAAGAUUGGCUGACAUCAUUAAAGAAGCUGUAUGAUUUAUUAAAUGAAAAAUCCUUAAGAAGAAAAAUACGUUUUUCCAGCUGUAUAGAAUAUACAAUGAUAUAGAAUAUAAGUGAUAAAGAAUUUUAUGCACUUUUAAAAUGUACAUUAACAUCUGAAAACAUUAUAUGAAUAUGUGCAAAACUUACUUAUUAAUUAGGUUGCCACAAAAACUUUAUUCAGGGUGAAAUCUUUUACCACCAAAGUUUUUAAUACUUUUCAGAUUUCACAGGGAUGCUGUUUUUUUAUCUUAGUAUUCUCCCCGAAGGUAAGCAUUAUACAUUUCAGAAUCAGGCAUAUUUGUGUGGAAUUGGUUUAAUUUCUGUUUCUUUUAAUAAUGUUCUAUAUCUUCUAAUACUUGUCAUGAUUCAUUCAGAAAUUUUUUAAGUCUAUUGCAUGUUUUGUAUUUCUUUGAAGUUUAAAACAAACAAAACUAAGUGGGAAAAAGUUUUCUGCAAAUGGAAAUUUAAACUCAAGGAAACCACAGGUAAGAAUGAGCAGAAUUUGAGAAUAGACUCCCUAAUAUGAACAACUUUAUUUUUUGGCCCAUAUAAAUUAAAUAUUCCAUUAUAUAAUGCUGUGUAUAUCUUAUAAAUUAAAACUGUAUUUGAUGUCAUCAUAGGAAUUCUUUCACAGCAAAGUUUUCUAUGGAAAUCCUGAUCUCCUAUACUUAAAAUUUUGGAUUAAGAAAACAGACCUUCAUAAUAAAUUUCAGUGUGUAAAAGCAGGAAAAUUUAUAUAUUUUUUAAAAAUGCUAUUUACAUUUUUCUGAGUUUCAUCCUACACAGUCACCUAUAAGAUUCCUAUCCUCUAGUUUAGAAAAACAAACAUCUAUAUCAAUAAAUAACAUUCUGUCUAUUUCUUCUGAGAGUAGAUAGCUUUAUUUUCAGGAUGCAUAUUUUAAAUACUCAAUAAUUGAAUUAUAGAAGUGAGAUCAUGUAAUACUUAUGAAAAGAGAAAUACUUCCUCCGCCUGGUUAUUGGCCAAGCAAAACAAGUUGUCAAGCUACGAAGAUUUAUUUUAUUUGGACUGCCAUAUUGUUUCUAGCUUGUCUACAGUUGCAAGGGGGGGGGGGAGAGAAGAAGAAAUGAAGAAAUGUGUUGGCCAGUUGAAGGUUUCUUCUCUCAUAACAAUUGCUGGAAGAUUAAUUGGACAGUGUGAUUGAACUGUCAGAGAGGGAGGGAAGAUUUUACUCUUUUAAUUAUCUGUUUCCACCAUGUUGCCUGCGCUACCUUUUCUUCUAUUUGCCAGUAUGUUAUGCCUAAUUAAAGUUAACAUUAAAGAU